CUGGACGUUAGCGUCGUCUCUCCUGCGUGUUAGCCGAACAUCACGACCUUUGAAACAAGCCGUGGACUCGAAUGAAUGGUUUCUCCUGACUGAAGUGUGUUAGAUGCUACAAUGAGCGUCCUGUGUCGCAGGUUCAUGAGAGGACUGUUAUGCGGACAGCCGCAGUGGUUGUCUGUAGUCGGAGCUCAGUGUUUUUGUAGCGGAGUGUCUCGGCUAGACUCUGUUCGACGUGACAGCGCUGCUAACUCUACCAGCCCUGUAAACUUGACGUAUGACGUGUUUGAUGGGAAAGGGGACAGCACACCUCUGGUCUUUCUACACGGUUUAUUUGGGAGCAAAUCAAACUUUCAUUCUAUAGCCAAGUCCCUGGUACAGAGGACAGGCCGGAAGGUGCUGACCAUAGAUGCUCGUAACCAUGGAAAGAGCACACACAGUCCAGUUUUGACGUAUGAAGCAAUGAUCACUGAUCUGAAGCAUCUGCUUAACCAGCUGCACAUUGGAAAAUGUGUCCUAAUUGGUCACAGCAUGGGAGGAAAAGUCGCUAUGGCUACGGCUUUGUCACAGCCCAGUUUAGUUGAGCGUCUCAUUGUGGUAGACAUCAGCCCUGCUCCAACGUCAGUACGCACCAAUUUUCGUGCCUAUAUUGAGGCUAUGAAGGAGGUGAACAUAGCCACUGACAUCCCACGCUCUACAGCAAGAAGAAUGGCUGAAGAUCAACUACGAAAGCAUGUUAAAGAACAUUCAGUCCGACAGUUCCUCCUCACAAAUUUGGUGGAGCAGAAUGGACAUUAUGCUUGGAGAGUAAAUUUAGAAGCCAUAUCAAAUCACCUGGAAGACCUCAUGGGUUUUCCUGAAUUUAACAGCACCUAUGAAGGUCCCACACUCUUCCUGGGUGGUAGUAGCUCAGCAUACAUCAGCUCUGAGGAUUACCCAGAGAUUCAGCGACUCUUUCCAAGUGCAGAUAUCCAGUAUAUACCUGAUGCUAGUCACUGGAUCCACGCUGACAAGCCUCUGGACUUCAUCAGCUCUGUUAUCACUUUCCUGCAGUCCUAGUCCUCUGAGCUAACUCAUCCAGGUGGGCGCAGUGGUAUACAGACAGUGAAGAGUUUUGAGGGCAUGGACCAAACUAACCUUGUUUUUUUAUAAUCAGGCCUUGUCCGUUACCUUCUAAUGCACAACUUGACCUUUAUAUGGUUGUUUGUAGUUACAUAUAUGUUAUAAUGGUGUGCUAAUUUAUUUUUAGGUCUUUAGUUGCACUGUCUCAGCGUUCACUGAUAAUGAAUAGUUUGAUUUUUCUCUAAAACAGUUCUCAGUCUAAUACAUUGAAAUGGCAUUUUGCUUUUGUGGGUUUCUAGAUUUUGCUUUGCCCUCAAGUAUUGUUUCUAAUGUUCAAAAUUGAUGCUAUGUAUCAGAUGGCUGUUUAUGAUUUUUGGGUCACCUAGAUGGCCCUUGCUUUUUUUGGGGGGGGUGGAUCUGUGGUAGGAUGUGCACUUGUCAAUCCGCAUUCUCCAGCAGACAUCCUUUCUCUAUUCUCAUGGAAGUCCAAAGAAGCCUAUGCAAUAUGGGCCUGGCUUUUGGCACUGUUCUUAAGCGUACAUGUACUUCACACUGUCUUACACAAGUACAUUCUAUAAGAUUAAUAUAACCAUAUCACUUUAAUAGACAACCAGUUCCAUAAUACUUCCUUUGGUAGCACUCAUGGUUGACCUGAGUGGACAUCUUGUGUUGUUUGUAAUUUUAAAUUCAGCCCCAAAGGGAUCAAGUUUUUUUUUGCCAGUGUUAUCAGAUAGUAUUUAAUCAUGUUUUAACUACAGUAUAGAAGAUAUAUACCAAUUAUAUCCCACAUUGUUGUUAGUAGGUUUUUCAGAGCUUUUAAUAAGGGUUUAUAGAGGUGUCAGUUGUUGUGUUUUCUUGUUUAUUAAUUUGUAUAUUCACGUGAGUGGCAUGUAGUUGUGUUGUGGUGGAUGUUUAACCAAAACUGACGUGUAUAACUAUAAUAGCUUAUAUGCUAAAGAGCUAUGCUGCCGGGUAUUAAACUCUGAAAACCUCUGUUCAUCAGGUUCAAUAGCCCUGUCUUAUGUGGCCGCCUUUGUUAACCGUGGAUGUGUCUGUCUGUACUUUGUGACUGAAUGGUAUUUUGUAUUACUAUAUUAAACAUAUUCAUGAAUUAUUACUAUUGGAUACUAAUAAGAGGUAAAUAUUUAUAUUUUAUGACUAUGAUGUCAUAACAUGAAUCUUCUGUUCUAUAUGUAUAUGUGUGACAGUGGUAUUUUAGGAUUAUGAAAUAUGCUGCAGAAUUAAACUCCAAAGCAAGUGUUUUAAUCAAUUACAGAGCUGCCCACUUGCUGAUGAUAUUAACUGUAUAUGGUAGAACAUGAGUAUCAUGCUAUAUAUAGUGGUCCUUGUGUCUGUGAGGAUGGGUUGUGUUGCAAGAGUGUUUGUGUGUAUAAAUGCACAUGUGAAUAUGUAUUUUUCAGAAAUAUGUUUCUUAAACUACUAAAGUUUAUGUUUAAAACAGUGCAAAUGCAUUGUGUAUUGCCAGAUACUUUUAUCAGAGAGGUAUAAUGACUUUUUUAGGCCUUUUUGGGUGUCUUAGAGACAAAAGAUGGUUUGCCUUGGAAAGUUAGCAGGUCCAUGGACGGUUUCUCCAAGCAGAUUUAAUAGAAUGUUUCUUUGUGUCCUUCUAUGACUGAAUAUCCUGUCAUACGUUUGUAUUUCAAAGUCUAAUGCAGGAUAAUAUAGGAUAAUUAUCCUAGACAUCGAAUUUUUUAAAAAUAUCUUUUUUUUUGCCUAGAAUGUCAAGGAUUGGAACUCAUAUUUGAUUGUAUGUAGGCACUUCCUGAGUAAUGUCCCAGUGUCAUUACUUUUAAUACACUGUAGUCAAUGAAUUGUGUUAUUUAGUUUAACUAAUUGGUUAAUAUAAUAAAGUUUUUUGUUGCUUUUUUGUCGUCUAUGAAUGAUCAAUUAUAUAGGUGUCAAUUGAUGAUGGUUACAAACAGUAUUUGGUAUACAGUACUCUCAGUACUUUAAUAUGUAUUUAUAUCUACUAAAAUAAAAAGUUACAACUUACAAAUUUGCACAGUCUUAGUGAACAUUAUUUUGCUUGUGAUGGAGUGUAGCACAAACAGAAUGUAAACUCAUGUUUCAUUGUAGGAUUAAUUUAAUUUGUCUGAUUCUGAGGACCUUGGACUUCAAAGAACACUUGGUUUCAGUGGCUUACUGGUGGCUAAUACAUCUGUAUACAGUCGACCCAGUGUAGCCAUUAGGUGGGAUGUGAUUGCACAAAAAAAACCUGUUGUUGCAAACAGCGAUACUUGGGGCCAAACUCUAAACAUGCACAAGUGCUCCUCUCAGUGGCUGAAGUGUAUCUGUUAUAAUUAUGUGUGUGUCCACUGUUAUCUCAUAAAACCUGAUCAGUUUGUGUGAAUGUGUUUACAAUGCAUGCAAGACGUUUUCUCUGUAUACCUGUCCAGCUAAAUAAAUGUCCAAGUUCUCAGAUCAUU
Molecule: messenger RNA, 3503 nt
Organism: Colossoma macropomum (tambaqui)
Lineage: Eukaryota; Metazoa; Chordata; Actinopteri; Characiformes; Serrasalmidae
Gene: abhd11
Product: abhydrolase domain containing 11
Exons: 6
Coding region: 112-1053 (313 amino acids)
Cellular component (GO): mitochondrion
Source: RefSeq, a predicted model, not a curated record